AGUCAUUCAUUUCUCUUGUUUUUUCAGAUCUGUUUCUAUCUGACAUGAUUACCCACGAGAUAGGUUCCCGGCUGCUGUCAUGAAGCGCUGAUUCAUCCUUCUUCGACUUUUGUCGCCUAUCUGUAUUAUCACUCGAAUUUCGCUUCAUCACAUCAACUCACCUUCGCCUGGCCCUGCUUCUACCUUUGUAUUCAAUCUGUACUCUGCCCUCCCUUUUUCUCCUCAAUAGAUACUUCGUUGAGGACUACCCACAUGAUCCGUAUCGAGUCCUUGCACCAUCAACGUAACUGAAAGCAGCCCGCGUCGAGGUGCACUCUCGAGAAGUGCCGCUUCGAUCCAUCCAUUAAGUAAUGCACAAACCCUUCAACUCAUGCCCGUACACUGAGUCGAGAUGUCACCCCAAUACCGGCAGCCAUCUGUAGAAGCCUGCCCCGAGACGGCCAAUCUCAGCAGUCAAGAACAACCUGACCACAUAUUGAACCAGUCCGCUGGUGUCAUUGAACACCCUCCGUCCUCGGCGUCCACCGGUGACACCCAGGCUCAAGAUCCAGUCGCUGAACUCCAGACGUCGAAUGCCACACUCAUGGCUCAGGCGCCACGACGUCGGUCACGGACCGCCCCAGUAUGCAGGACAGCCUCUGUUCCGGCGGCCGGAGUCCCCGCUUCCUCUCGUGUCAGAUCCCCGGACCAUUCGCUCUCUUCGUCCAUGUCAGCAUCAAAUAAGCCUUCCCAAGACGCCAAACUACACGCUCCAGCUCCAAGACCCCCUUCUCCUUCCACGUCUACUCUUACAGCCUCCACAGCCAAGACGAGCGGCUCCGGGAGCUCCAGUGGCAGCGCCUCUACCGUCACCCAAAUACCGGCGAGCAAUCGCCGCAACAGUGACAGAGACCGAGAUACGUACAAGCAGAAGAUCCGUCCUCGCGACAAGCAAACUAGUCAUUCCCCCGAAAUCCAUCAGCGGCCCGAUGUCAUGAGCUUCCUCCAGCCUGGCUCACCACCUGGUACAAGGCAGCCAGUCCAACGAACACGGGGAGACAUGUCUUCGUGGCAGUUGGCGGAUUUACCAAGUCGUACUUCCCCAACCAGGAGCACCACUUCAUCUGGUGCGCCAAGCAUCCAUAGCGACGUUUUCUCAGAGCCAGGCCGUGGCCAUGAGACGGACGGGACCCUCAGCAGCCCGGACCGCAGCGUCAACGAGGAUUGGUCCAAGCCUAUGAUGCUGCCAGCGGGCGGGACUUCAACAGCCUCAAGUUAUCAUCAACGCCAUCAGCAUCCGUCCAUGUGGGAUGCCGGCCCAAUGAUGCCCCCGGCACAUUCUAACCAGGUCCACGAUGGCCCUCCCAACGGCAUGCAGUCACAACCACAGUAUCUACCUUCUUCAUUCGAUUUCAUGCAGCACGGGCGACCUGAGCACAUGCCCAUGAGUGGCUACGAGCUAUUAGCCACGAACCUGUCGUCAAAUAGCAUGGGUGGGCCUGUGAUCAAGCCUAUGUAUCGACGGUUCGAGUUUUUGAACCAUAGGCUCUUGCUGCACUUGCAGGAUGAGCUUGCUGAGCUCGAGGAGCAACUACGCCAUUUGGAUGCUGCCGAUACACAAUCUCGCCAAUAUCAUCAGGGCGUCCUCCCAGCAUCAAGGCGCCAGGAAUCUACCUCGUCAAAAGAUCUUCACUGGUGGAAGACGGACCUCCUCGGCAAGAUUGGGUUCAAACUCGAACUUUAUAGUAGGUCAAUCGCCAAGUUUAUUCAUUGGCGGUAUCUAACCGGAACAGAUAAGACCCUCGUCUCGUUCAAGGAAUCCCAAAACCUCAGCGCUCCUGCCCCUGCGGACAUCGACCGAUAUCGCGACUACCUCAACAAUCGCCAACCUGUAGUUGAACCGGAAGCCAGGUUUCUCGACCCGGAAGAUGACCUCGUGUCGCUCGCCAGGCCUCAUAGUACUUAUCAGGCGCCCGAGUUCUCGUCGGAUGACCUCCAAACUCCUAUGCCCCGGACUAUGGUCUUCCCGCCGACGCCAAACAGUCCGUUGUCUGACCUGGGCAGUUAUCGUUCCACCAAAGUCGCUUAUGCUCAUGAUGGAAGUCAUCGAACCCCAGCUUCCUCAAUGCCGCAGAUUCUUAUCGCUAUAUCUGCCGCGUUCCUGCUGCCUAUUUUAUGUUUUAUUGUGAUACCGGGCUACAUCGGACGCAUGGCUGUCGUCAUGAUUGUUGCUGGCGGCCUGUUGGCCGCUCUUCUACAGGCCGGUGUCCUGCGAAUGGGGGCCAACGGGCUUGUUGGAUUAGGUGGCACUCAGGAUUGUAUCCUAUGCAUAGGCGUCUAUGGAGCCGUCAUGGCUGUUGUUGCUGGGGUUCUCUGA
Verticillium dahliae VdLs.17 is the source of this 2356-nucleotide messenger RNA. RefSeq lists its product as uncharacterized. The record is from RefSeq and is a predicted model, not a curated record. NCBI's taxonomy places the organism in Eukaryota, Fungi, Ascomycota, Sordariomycetes, Glomerellales, Plectosphaerellaceae. The transcript has a single exon. The coding region runs from base 392 to 2356 and encodes 654 amino acids.